Messenger RNA from Anas platyrhynchos (mallard), 796 nucleotides. Its product is annotated as prolyl-tRNA synthetase associated domain-containing protein 1. NCBI's taxonomy places the organism in Eukaryota, Metazoa, Chordata, Aves, Anseriformes, Anatidae. Gene Ontology annotation, molecular function: aminoacyl-tRNA deacylase activity. The record is from RefSeq and is a predicted model, not a curated record.
GCCCGGCGCUUGCGUGGUGCCGGAGCCGGAGCGGGGCGGCCCCGGGGCGGCCAUGGCGGCGGCGGGGCUACGGGCGGCGCUGGAGCAGCGGCUGCGGGAGCUGGGCAUCGCCGCGCUCACCGCCGAGCACCCGGAGGUGUUCACGGUUGAGGAGAUGAUGCCCCACGUCCAACACCUGAAGGGAGGGCACAGCAAAAACCUUUUCCUCAGAGACAAGAAGAAGAAAGGCUUCUGGCUGGUGACCGUCCUGCACGACAGGCAGAUCAACCUGAACGAGCUUGCCAAAAAACUGGGCGUUGGCAGCGGAAACCUGAGGUUUGCUGAUGAAAAUGCCAUGCUGGAAAAACUGAAAGUGGGCCAAGGCUGCGCCACGCCGCUGGCCCUCUUCUGCGACCAAGGAGACGUGAAGUUCGUGCUGGAUGCUGGCUUCCUGGAGGGGGGCCACGAGAAGGUGUAUUUCCAUCCCAUGACGAACUCUGCAACCAUGGGCCUAAGCCCUGAGGACUUCAUGAAGUUUGUGAAAUCGACAGGCCACGAUCCCAUAAUCAUACAUUUUGAUGAAGACAGUAAAUAGGAGAAGUUGACGUUUUUAUUACUCGGCAAAGAUUUUAUAGAGCAAAACUGGUUAAUUUUUUUAUUACAAAUACAAUUUGAAAAAAUAGGCAUCCUCCUUCUUAUGUUGUAUAAUCUGGUGAGGAAAAAAUACGGUAUUUCAGCUGUUAAAAGUUUUAACAGAAUAUUCUUACAAAGAAAAGAUGAUUGCGAUGUACCUGUAAGUAAACAAGUAGAAACGGAA